This is a messenger RNA of Gallus gallus (chicken), 7883 nucleotides long. It is a transcript of the gene RHOQ, whose product is annotated as ras homolog family member Q. Gene Ontology annotation, biological process: small GTPase-mediated signal transduction; cortical actin cytoskeleton organization. The coding region runs from base 16 to 768 and encodes 250 amino acids. Gene Ontology annotation, molecular function: GTPase activity; GTP binding. The transcript is spliced from 4 exons. The record is from RefSeq and is a predicted model, not a curated record. Lineage: Eukaryota; Metazoa; Chordata; Aves; Galliformes; Phasianidae.
GGGCGGGCUCCGGCCAUGGCCCAUGGCAGCGCCGCGGUCAUGCUGAAGUGCGUGGUGGUGGGGGACGGCGCCGUGGGCAAGACGUGCCUGCUGAUGAGCUAUGCCAACGACGCCUUCCCUGAGGAGUACGUGCCCACCGUCUUCGACCACUACGCAGGUGAGCGGGGCGGGGGGCGGCGGCACGGAGCGGCUCGGUUCGGCUCGGCUCGGCUCCGCUCCCCCCCGCCCGACCUUGCCCCGCCGGGGCUCGCCCCGCCGCGGCCUCACCCGGUUUGUUUCUCCCUCCUCGCAGUCAGCGUUACCGUGGAGGGCAAGCAGUACCUGCUGGGGCUCUACGACACCGCCGGGCAGGAAGACUAUGACCGUCUGAGACCUUUAUCUUAUCCUAUGACCGAUGUCUUCCUUAUCUGCUUCUCAGUGGUAAACCCUGCUUCAUUUCAAAACGUGAAGGAAGAAUGGGUACCGGAGUUGAAGGAAUAUGCACCUAAUGUUCCUUUUUUACUAGUAGGAACACAGAUUGAUCUUCGUGAUGACCCCAAAACUCUGGCAAGAUUGAAUGAUAUGAAAGAGAAGCCUUUAUCUGUGGAACAAGGACAGAAAUUAGCAAAAGAGAUAGGAGCCUACUGCUAUGUGGAGUGUUCAGCUUUAACACAGAAAGGACUGAAGACUGUUUUUGAUGAAGCUAUUAUAGCCAUUCUAACUCCAAAGAAACACACGGUGAAGAAGAGAAUAGGUUCGAGAUGCAUAAACUGCUGUUUGAUCACGUGAGAUACAUUUGACAAUGGCCAGGCUUACUGUGAAAUUCUACUGAAUUUAAAUACAACGCGUUAAGUACACAGCAAACUUGUUUGAAAGCUAAAAUAAUGAUUCUGCCUUCUACAACCAGUGAAAUCCAGAGGAAUACAAUCAAAAUCAAUGAACUUUGUAAUAAGAAGCCACCACAUCUGUUACAAAUAUUUUAUUCAGACUGGAAGGUACAAUCUCUCAGGGUUACAUAGUCUAGAGGAAGCAAAAACUGCACCAUGUUGAAACAGCAUCUGUACGAUGCCAUUGAGUGGAGGUGCUUGGCCUGUAAUACUCUAAAUGAAUUUGGAUAGUCUUCUGCUAUGACUACACAUAUACAUAUAUAUCUAGAGAAAAAAAAAAAACCAACAACAACAAAAAAAAAAAAAGAAAAAACUUUUGCACAGUCUGUAUGGAAUCUGCACAAAGAAAUACCUUGUCUCUCUUUGCGCCAGUUAUCUGCUUUUGUAUGUAAGCUGCUUUCGGUUCCAGUGUAUCCACAGAGGUGCAAUAAUCAGACCAGCCAUAUAGCCAAAGGUAGCUCCGAGGGAACAUGAAAUGGGCCAUACCUGAGGAGAGAACGCAAGGAAAAAGCAGACAAUGAGAAACAUGUUUGUGUUUUUUGUACUUUGUGAGCACAAAUUCUCAGUGUAAAUCUAGGUACUGAAAGACAGCGGAGUCUUAUUCUAGUUUAAAGCUUGAUGUGCUUUCCUAAAAAUGCCACAAGUAUAACAAUCAUACGUGCAUCUUCAUGAACACUAAAUGCUGUGGUACAGUUUUGUUAUUUUCUAUAUGAAUAUGUAUUAAAAUGUAACCGGGCUUCUGGCUGUUGCAGACCUUAGUUUGAUAUUCCCAAAACUAUGUGAAAAACUGAUUAGCAUUUAAAUCCCCUGAAGUGUUCAGCUAACUUAGUGUCCUGCUGCACACAUCUUGAAACCUACAGAUUUUAUUUUUUCUGACAGUUAGACUUGAAGAUCUUUGUAGGUCCCUUCCAACUGAAACUAUUCUAUUCUAAGUCUGCCUUUUUCCAUUUUUCCGUCCAAUCUUUCAUGGCAUUCUGAAACUUUCAGAGGUGUGUCUAAAUAACCUAAUAAUCCAAUAAGGCCAGAGACUGAGAUGAAUAGAGGGUUUUUUUUUUUUCUAGACUUGAAAAGUAGGCAGAGGGAUGAAUUCCCCUCUGGCUAGAAGAAGGAAGCAAACUUAAGUCUGGAAACUGACUGAACAUCCUGCACCCAGUUCAGGAAAAAUAUAAUAAGCCAGUUAUGUUGAAGACUCCAAGACAGCUUUCAUUAUAGGCUCUAUUUCCUAACAUAAGAACAGGGAACUGACUCAAUACAGCUGACUCACUUACACAAAGCAUCUAGUAUUGAGGCAAAGAAGUAAUGGAAUCCUUCCCCCCACCACUGUCAAAUUGGUAUUGAUUUUCAGGGAGGAUGGGCCAAAACAAAACUUUAACCAUUCUGUACUCAGAUGUAGCAUAUUUUAACGUCAACUGCGUGUUGCAUUUGAUGAAGGUCCCAACUAUGUUGGUGAUUAAAAAUAUUUAUUGUAGAAUAAACUGAAUUCCCACCUCUCUUCAAAAUUUUCUUUUGUAUAUUGCAGGGACAAUUUUGCACAUCCUGCUGUACAGUCCUUAAGCUAGUACAGACUGCACUGUCCUGUUCUUUGUUUUUUAAAUUAAGGGGGAUAUUCCCCUUCUAUAGUACUUGAGACUGAGAAAUGCACUAGACAUUAAAGAAAAUAUCCACAUCUCAGUGUCCAGCCUUUUUUUCUACUUCAUUUUGACUGGCAAUUCAUGAGAAUCAAAUGAACUUACUCUUAAUGGUUCUGGUUUCUCCUCUCACUCAUUUUCCUAGAUCUGAUUCUUUUCUUCACUUCAUUAUUGCAGGGAGAAAUAGAUUUAUUCACAUCCUUCAAUCAUUGGAAUUUUAACUAGGAAUAAGAGUAACUUAUUUUUGUCCUCUGCUGUUUCAUCUUCACAUUCCUUAGCGUUUGCAGUUUUAUAUAUUAUUUGGAGGUCUUAAGGAGUGUAGCAAAGAUGACUAUAAACAAGGUGCCUUAGGUACUCUUUAUUGACCUUGUUUCAUUCUUCCAUUUCCAAACAUUGUAUCUCUGCUACUUGGUUUCAUUGCUAGAAUGUUUUGGCUGUUGCCUCUCAAACCAAAGACUUGCUUGUUUCUAUUCAGUUAACAGUGGCAUUGUAGAUCUUCUAUAAAAAGCCUUGAGAUGCUUUGGCACAGUAGGAUAUUAUGUACAUUUAAAACUCACAUGACUUUGUGGCCUUGGCUAAACUUACGCUUCAGGUAGAUAUUUUCAACUUUUAAACGAAAUGUAAUCAAGUUAUUUCUAACGUUUUGCAGGCUAUUUUAAGUGUCUAAAGGACAAAAGCAAAAACGUCCCUGAGACCCCAGUUACUUGUAAUGCUCAGUGGAAACAGCAGUCAAACUUUCUUAUCCACUGGUGAAGAGAAAUACCAUUCUAACAAAACUAAUGACAGAAGCUUCAUAACUCAGUGGUCUUCUUUUGCACCAAAUUCUCUGUGAGCGAUCAAUGGUCCUUCAUUAAAUUUUACCUACAUUAGGUGAAUCUAUUGUAGCCAAAUUGCUUUUCAGAAGUAUGAGUAGAUGUCAGACUCUGAAUUUUUCAUGUUCCCUUAACCAGUAAGGUCAAUAUCUCUGAGACCCAUUCACUCUGUAUUUUUUGGUAUUGUGUGUAUAGCGAGCAAUUGUUGAAAUGAUUAAAAUGAUCUCUCUUGAUUGCUGUAGCUUCUUUUUCCUGAUUGAAUCACAACUUGGAGCACAGUUUCUCAAUAGUUUUCCUGAAUUAUGUAACUUAAUAUUGAUGAUGCCUCUCUCUGCCCUCCAAAACAUUCAAUUUGUGCUUUGAUUGUUUUUAAAAAAAUCAGUGUUACCUCACGGACAUUCAGGCUGUUUUACUUAACACAUGACCUCUGAAAUCCAUCUCUCACCCAUGGCAGACAUCAAAGGUAAGGGGCAAAAGGGAGAAACCGUACAACACUCCAUCUCACUGACUGUGAAUGGGAUAGAAAAAGGAACACCAUCCUUCUAGUGGCAUAGAAAAGAAAGGUACUACAGGAAAAAAAAGGAUGUUACCAGGUGCCUUAUUAUUGCUGUAGGCCCACGUGUGUUAUGCUGGUCAGACGGCACAAAACAGUUGUGAAGUCACCUUGGCCUUCUGAAAACUCCCUAAGCACAGGAGCUACAGGCCUGUACAUAAGAGAGUAGCUGUCCUGAUGUCACCUCUCAAGGCAGGGCAAAACAAUAAACAAGUAAUGGUACAAGCUCUACACCUUUUAUUCUUGACCAUUGCCAUAUAGCCAGAUGCACCCAAGGGUGUAUUUAAAGAAACAAAUCAAAGAAAUAUUAACAUGUGGUUCUUAAGCUCAUCAGCUGCACUGAAAUAACAGCUCUUGUGUAUGCUUUACACUCUGUAGUAAAUGUACUGCAUUGUGUCCACCAAAGAAAGUGGACUGCUUUCUUUUUCAUCAGGGGCUGGCCUUGUUUUUCUGAGGUUCAGUUGCUUUCUGCUGAACCUUUUUAAAUUAAAUCGACUUCCUUCAUCAAUCUACUUUUCUCUGUCUUACACAUUUUCUGUUAAACUUGGUUUGGCAUUCCAGACUCAGUACCAAGUGAUAAAAAUCUAAGCAGCUGAUGGGCACCUACCACUUACAAGAGAUUCCAUCCAUCCCACUUGUUGAAAGUACCCAACUUGUAAUGUAUUCCUUUCACUUUCUGAAAACUGCUCAGUUCGGUUUCUCCUUCUUUGUGUUCCUUUCUGCUAUGAGCAAGCUGACAUAACCUACUCCACCACUGAUGUCAUACUUGGGGUGGAGUAGGUGGAUCAGCAGCAGGAAAAUAAGAUGUUAGGCAACAUUACCUAACUGCAGUUUUUUGAAGGAGAGGAGAGGAAGUUGAUCUGCAGAGAAAAAUAUGGGGAAUGUAGGAGGCAGGACAGAACAUUCUUCAGGAAACUGUUGUGAAAUACCUUGUGUAUCCCAGCAGCUGGGAAGCAUCAGCUACCAUCCUCACAGCCUAAUACAAAAACAGUCAGUUUAUGUACCAAAUGCAUGUGGAAACAGGCCAGUUCUAACAACGUGUAUGUGAUUGCUAAGAAUCCGAACAGCGUCUUGGCAACAACAAAUCCCACCUGCAUGCCUAACAAGCACAGAAAUUGAAUUUUAAGGGAUAGAGCAGAAGCCAGUGGUUAACAGAAAGCAAUCCUGACUUCUGCUAUUUCAAUUUUCUUCUUGCCUUGUUCUUUUCAUCUGGCAGUGCUGACAGGACUUAACAGGAAUUUCUUUAGGCUAGCUAAAUAGACGCUGCAGAACUGCAAGGUUUCUAGUAUAGCUAAGAACUUAUUCUAAGAAUGAGAACAGGAAUUGCCAACCUUUCAGGAAAUGAAUGAGCUAGUUUCCUAAGUGCUCUUCAGAACACCUGAGCCAACUUGAGAAUACCUAACAUAUUGCAUGGAAAGAGAAGCAUGUUGCAGGAUCACGGCAGGAUGAUCCUUGCUCUGCUAUACUCUGCAUGUAGCUAGUUCAAAGCAGACUUCUGGCUGCAUGACAGUUUUGUCCUCUACUCUGAGUCCGCAACAUGCAUCCCAUGCAGUAGGAAGCACGUCAACACUGACAAUGACGUAAAGGCCAGAUUCUUACAAAGCAGAGCAGUAAAGCCCUAAUAAAGGUUUUAAGGGUAUCAUAAAGUAAGCAGGUGACUGCUGGUACAAACAGAGUGGGGUAAUCUACUGCAUUUAUUAUUUAAAUAAAUAAACAAACAAACAAGCAGGUCCCAUUCUGCAGAUAAGUGCUUUUCUCAUAUGCCUACACUAGGAUUCUUUUGUAUUAAGAUUUCCAGAGAUCCGUUUCUGAUUGUCAAUGUAAAAGCUAUGUAAGAUUUUUAUUUCACUUAAGAACCGAAUAAAUGAGCACAAUGAUUUUCCCCCUGUUCCUAACAUGCCUUAAAUUACAGAUUUAGUCUGCACUGUCUUAGAAUUUUUAGAACAUACUUUUAACCCGUUUUGGUUGUGUGAAUGUUAAGUAGAAGUGUCUUAUCACAUCGUACAGAAUGUGUAUGUUGACAAGCACGUGCUGCGGAGAAGAAAGUGUGAAGAUUUUUUCAGGCUGGCAUCUGUAAUCAGAAGUUGGUUUUGUGGAUUUGUGUUCUAAAGUUCCAGCAAGCAUGGCUGCCUUUGAUUUCACCAUUAAGGUUUACACUAAGAAAACAGACCUUUAAAUAAACAAUGAUAACCCCACUGAAGUGGAACAGGCUUCUACCUCUGUUUAAAACAAACAAACAAAAACACACCCAAAAACCACAAUCAAACACUUCCCCCACCCCAGUGAAUAUUAUCCCUGCUACUCUUAUGAAGCAACUUCUUUUAUGACAAAAUUUCCACAGUAAUUAAUAGAAGCUAAAGCAAAUACAGGAAUGAUACUCUCUCAGCUACUUUAAGAAUAACAACAUAGCAUGAAAGUUUAUAGUUCUGGUUCAGCUUACUUAAGUAACCACCAAAAAUUGCACCCAAGAUUCUCCACUGACUCUUUUUCAGGUUGCAACUGUCCAAGAGGUAUCUAGGCCAAUAUUUAGUCACACUGGCUAAACUACAUGGCAGUCAGUCAACUCAAGUUAUAUCAGCACUACCUGUUAUGUUACAGGCAUUCAGUAUGAAGUAGGAACUCAUACUUCAAUGUCACUUUCAUAUAUGAUACAAAAACACCGUAGACAAGAUACGGUUUCAAAGUCACAGUUUAUCAUCCAUAACUACAGAUCAAAAUUAUGCUAUGAGAAAAAUGGGUAGGCAUGAAAACAGUGAACUUCAGAUGUUUUCAAAAUCUGAUGUCAAAACAUGCAAUAAAGCCAGGAACUUCACUCUUUGCUAAAUAAAGUUUGUGAGUGAUGUAUGGGAUAUUUGGAAUACUAGCUCUACAGCAUACAGAGUAUGCUGAUAAUGUUUUCAUCGUUAAGUACACCAUCUUAUUCUGCAACUCAGUUACCUCAGACUGUGCAAAGAAAGUACGUGUCACUUUGUGUCUAGUACCAUCUACACUAUCCCACUCUGUUUCAGCAGUGCUGUGCUUUGAGGUGCCACUUCCCAGAUGACACACAAAGCUUGGAUCCUAAUCACGUGUGGUUAUUGAACCAUCAACCUGAAAUAGUCAAUCUGGGGAAAAAAAUAAUAAUAAUAAAAAAACAACUAAGCAACUGCAGCAAAGGAAGUUAUUUCCUUUUUCUUUCCUGAAACUAUUCUAACUAACCGUAAUCCUUACAUCACCACUGUGCACCAGAUGACUAGAGGCAACUAGCUAUAGAUGCAUAACUAGGAAACUUCUGAUCAUCAUCUAGAAUAGUUAAGUGAUCACAUUUAAGCCCCACAGAUUAUUUGUAAAAUUUGUUAGGAAUUUGACAGUAAGCUCAAGACACUGAAAAAUACUCAUUCUACCAAUAUGGUAUUUUUUCUCUGCAAGACAUGUUUUAGUAUACUAUGUCUUGAGAAGUGUGUUGUUUCUUUUUUAAUACAGAAAUGUAACUGCUGUAGGGACUUGCUUUCCUGUACAUCAACUGUCCUUACAUCUUUACUUUUACCUUUGCCUGAGAUUGGAUUAAUUCUGCGGUAUUCUUAAUUCUUCUGUAACCAGAAAGAAGCACCUGGUAGGCCUCCCUGAGCAACUGUUUUGCACAGUUAGAAAAUAAAGUUUACCGAAAAGCAGCAGGGAGACAACAGGCAUGGCCAUACUCUAUGUUAAAAAGUUACUUCACGAAUAACAACAGAAUAAUGAAGAACAAUGAAUGAGGAUACCAAAUGACUUUCAGCAAUAUGUUAUAUACUUCUAACAGAAAUGCUAUAUACGUUUUUCAUUUCCAUUCUGAAACAUUAUUCAGACAAUGAAUGUCAUUUUAUUUCCAGAAUAAUAUUCCGCUCCUACUGAGUUUCAUUUACUUAGAAUAAAAGUUGUCAGUUAUAUGCCAAAAGAUGUGUUUUACAUAAUUAUAUUUAAAUGUAGGGCCACUAAUCUGAAUAUCCCCUGUAUGCAAUAUUUUUCACAAUAUGAACGUGGAAAAUAAAGUGAAGAUUUUCUGAGA